ACACCCCACGCCGCAGUUCUCUGCACCAGCCAAACCAACCGAAGCCAACCAUCAAUCAGCAGCACCCAGCCACACAGCGCCGCCGCAGUCCCGCUCGACCGAUCGCCGGCAAUGGAGGAGCGGGGCAGGGGCGGGAGCAACAAGAUCCGGGACAUCGUGCGGCUGCAGCAGCUGCUCAAGCGGUGGAAGCGGAUGGCGGUGGCGCCGGGCGGCCGAGGCAAGAACGGCGGCGGCGGCGGCGGCGCCGUGCCCAAGGGGUCCUUCGCGGUGUACGUCGGCGAGGAGAUGCGGCGGUUCGUGAUCCCCACCGAGUACCUGGGCCACUGGGCCUUCGAGGAGCUGCUCCGGGAGGCGGAGGAGGAGUUCGGGUUCCGGCACGAGGGCGCGCUCCGGAUCCCCUGCGACGUCGAGGCCUUCGAGGGCAUCCUCCGGCUCGUCGCCGCCGGGAAGAAGGACUCCGCCGGCGCCGCCGCCGACAUGUGCGACCGCUCCUGCUCCUCCGAGACCGAGAUCCUCUGCAGAUGAGGCGACGGGCGACUGCUCCCUCGCUCUGAAGAAUGAUUUCAGACAGGGAGCAGAGAUCUCCUUCUUCCUUCUUCUUUUUUUCCUCUCUCCUUUCUUGCGUUCUCCCGAUCUUUCUUCUCGGUUUUAGCUGAAGAAAGGGGAAGAGGUUGCAACUAGUUGGAUCUGUAAUUUGUACAACUCCAAGGAUUGUUCCAAUGCAAAAACUUAGGCAUUUGAUCCUAUC
Molecule: messenger RNA, 748 nt
Organism: Triticum dicoccoides
Lineage: Eukaryota; Viridiplantae; Streptophyta; Magnoliopsida; Poales; Poaceae
Product: auxin-responsive protein SAUR50-like
Exons: 1
Coding region: 112-525 (137 amino acids)
Biological process (GO): response to auxin
Source: RefSeq, a predicted model, not a curated record